Hevea brasiliensis (rubber tree) is the source of this 2590-nucleotide messenger RNA. Its product is annotated as transcription factor GTE7. Gene Ontology annotation, molecular function: protein binding. NCBI's taxonomy places the organism in Eukaryota, Viridiplantae, Streptophyta, Magnoliopsida, Malpighiales, Euphorbiaceae. The transcript is spliced from 3 exons. The coding region runs from base 443 to 2140 and encodes 565 amino acids. The record is from RefSeq and is a predicted model, not a curated record.
CCCCAGCCCCAACAUCACUUCUUUCCCUCCAUCCAACGGUUACCAAAUCGCCACGUAUUUCCAACUCGACAUCCUAACCGUCCAUGCCAGAUCACACGGUCAGCCUCACGGGCUGCAGAUGAAGAAAUCAAAUUAAUUUAACGGCUAAGAUCUUGCCCGAUCUUUCACCGGGCAGAUCUCAUCGCCUUUAAGAAGCGACCCUCGCCUCCCUAUCUUCCUCGCUCUUACCAGUGAAAUCUCCAAACCCUAACCCUUAGCGUGUACCUCUCAAAUCGUUUUUAUUUUUUUUCCUCAUUUUUUGAUUUCGUGGGUCAAUAUUUCAGUGGCGCGUGGUUUAAAAGAGGUUGCGCGUGGGACUACGCUCUGUCCGAUUCAUGAUUUCUUGUUCAUCUGAAUUGCGAAGCCCUCGCCGGAGAACGGCCGGAUUUCUACCGGACUAUUCAUGGCAUCCGCAGUCUUAGCGAAUCGUAACGAACCGAAUUGGACUCAGCCACAGCCUAGAGGCGGUGCUAAAUUCAUGGGCAAAGUCCCUUUCUCUAACCCUACCCCCAAAUUGUCCAAAAAACGACAAUUUCAAGCGGCUCUGCCUGUCGUCAACUUCGAUGGGCCACCAGCCUUAAUGCAACCAGCUGCAUCGGACGACGCGUCCUCGAUAAACAGGAGGCCGGCGAGCGAUUUCAACAGCGGUGGUUAUGUGACGUUUAAUAUAGCGUCGUGUUCGAAGAAGGAACUGGUGGAGCUGAAGAAUCGAUUGGUUGCAGAGCUGGAACAGAUCCGGCAGUUGAAGAAUCGAAUCGAUUCCUCUGAGUUCCAGGUCAGAUCUAGCUCCAAUUUCCACAAGAAGAAACCAAUCGCAACAAGCAACAGCAACAAGAAAAUAUUGGGGAACAAGCGGCCGUUUCCAGCAACAAAUUUUGGAUUUGGGGCCAAAGAUAUGAAGCGAUCGGUUCAUCCGGAGCAUGGUCAAUUGAUGAAGAAAUGUGCCCAGAUUUUGACGAAAUUGAUGAAGCACAAGCAUGCAUAUGUAUUUAAUGUGCCGGUGGACGUUGAGGGUAUGAAACUUCAUGAUUAUUAUGAUAUAAUCAAGAAUCCUAUGGAUUUGGGUACCGUCAAAUCUAAAUUGGGGAAGAAUCUGUACGAUUUGCCCACGGAUUUUGCUGUUGAUGUGAGAUUGACCUUCAACAAUGCCAUGAAGUACAAUCCUAAAGGGCACGAUGUGUAUAAUCUUGCCGAGCAGUUUCUCUCCAGGUUUGAGGAAUGGUACCGACCCAUUAGAGAUAAAGUUGUUGAGGAUGAUCAGGAUCAGGUGCAUGAGCAUGAGCAUGAGCAUGAGCAUGAGCAUGAGCAUGAUCAGGUUCAAGAAGUGCAAGCUAGUUCUUGGGAUCACGUACCUAAUCGAGGUGACAUUGAUAGGGUAAAGAAAGAUCAGGAAAAUAUAAUGCAAAUUAUGCCUAAAUCUGACCCAAUUGGGAAAUCAUUGCAACCAAGUGGGUCUAAUCCUCAUUCUACAUCACAGUUGCCUGUGCGGACUCCUUCCCCAAUGCGAGCUCCUCCAGUUAAGCCUGUUAAGCUACCAAAACCCAAGGCCAAAGAUCCUAACAAGAGGGAGAUGUCUCUUGAGGAGAAGCACAAAUUGGGAAUUGGGUUGCAGAGUUUGCCUCAAGAGAAGAUGGAGCAAGUGGUGCAGAUAAUAAGGAAGAGAAAUGGGCAUUUGAGGCAGGAGGGAGAUGAGAUUGAGCUAGAUAUUGAAGCGGUUGACACAGAGACGCUAUGGGAGCUUGAUCGGUUUGUGACUAAUUAUAAAAAGAUGGUUAGUAAGAUAAAACGUCAAGCAUUAAUGGGUAUCAACAAUAUGGCUACUGCUGCUAGCGAAGGCAAUAAGGAGGUACUUGGAAAUGAGAGGAUGGAUGUUGGAGCUGAGGCAAAGAAGCCAAAGAAAGGGGAUGCUGGUGAUGAGGAUGUGGACAUUGGUGAUGAGAUGCCAAUGAGCAAUUUUCCUCCUGUGGAGAUAGAGAAGGACAAUGGGCAUGCGAGUAGCAGUUCUAGCAGCUCUAGUAGUUCGAGUGAUGAAUCUUCCUCAUCCAGCGAUUCAGAUUCAGGAAGCUCUUCAGGGAGUGAUUCUGAGGAUGCACAUUCGUAGGACAUUGAGAUAGAAGGAUGUGGGAUUUUGCUUUGGAGCAUUGCAGAGUAGGUUCUUGGAUUGUCGUUAGACAUGGAAAUGGAAGAGGUACUGCAUUUUGUUGUUGAUUUAGGAAAAACCAUAUCUUGAAUUUUGGCAAAAUAGCCUGAUGAGGCUUGGAAAAAUGUUUUGUACAGGGGAGGGUUCUCGAUUGUGGUGUUGUUUGUUGGUUGCAGUUUGGAAGAAUUGAUGGAAAAUGGGUGAUAGGGGGUUUUACAAUGGCUGGAGGCUGCCUGCAACUUGGAAGUAUUUUCUUUUUGUGUAAAAAGACUGAUCAAAUUUGUAGGUUAGAGGUAGGAAAUGCAGUAAAAAGUUUAGGAGAACGGUAGGGCUUUAGAGGAAGAGGUAAGGUAGAGAUGAAUUACUCUGUACACAUUACAACUCUUAAUACAAGCUUUUUAGCUUCACUCA